This is a messenger RNA of Dichomitus squalens LYAD-421 SS1, 2455 nucleotides long. RefSeq lists its product as uncharacterized. The transcript is spliced from 3 exons. The record is from RefSeq and is a predicted model, not a curated record. Lineage: Eukaryota; Fungi; Basidiomycota; Agaricomycetes; Polyporales; Polyporaceae. The coding region runs from base 14 to 2455 and encodes 813 amino acids.
CCCUGCACGAGGCAUGCCGGAUAUUCAACGCAUACCGUACGAUAUCUGGCACCUCAUCUUUGAGCAUGUCUGCACCGACGGCGGAUACUCAGGGUGCGCGCUCGCGAGGACGUCCAAGGCCUUCCGCGCGCUUUCAGCUUCAACACGAUUCCAUUCCCUGACGCUGGCCAGUGUCACUGGGGUGAAGAACUUCCUCGUUUGCCUCGAGCGCAUCCGCCACUUUGAGCGUGCGCGCUGCAGCAGCGCCGCCAGCGAGCAGGCGACCACCGACGCGGGCAGCCCGAAUCCCAUCCACAACCUGCUGUUAUCGUUCCUCCCGGACGGAUGCGAUGCGCCGCAGCGCGCGUUCCGGAAAUGGACAGACUAUGCGCGCGACGAGCGCGCGCUCGUCCAUCAGCUCGCGAACGACCACAAGGCCUGGGCCGUCCAAAAGGCGCACUGGAACCGCGAGUUCGUCCUCCACGUCUCGCGCCUCCUCCAGCUCGCCGCGCCGACCCUGCGCUCGCUCGCGAUCUUCCAGUGCGGCGAAAUACGGCUGCCGCUCGUGCACUACCACCAUCACUUCCCCCUGCUGCGCGAACUCACGCUUCUGGCGGACGACAGGAUGUUCGUGCGCGUGCCCGGCGGGGGCGCGCUGAUCAACGGACAGAACGAUCCCUCAGACUUCGACUAUUACCACGUGCCGACGGACCCGCCAGCAGAUCCGCCCUUUCCUGCGCUCACGCACAUGCACGUCGUCUUCGCUGGGCCGAAGCUGCACCCAUGGGACAAGACGCUUCCGCUGUGGGUUGGGAUAGCGCCCUCUGUGACGCACCUGCGGAUUUCGCAAGGGAACACGCGCGUACCGUCCCUGCUGGGGGAGUUGCUGGGAGUGCCGCCUCUGCCAAAGACAACUGAGGACGGAGAGCAGGAGCUCGCCGAAGGUCCAUCGCGGGAUAGGGAACCGUCUUACCCCAGCCUACAGACCAUCAUCGUGCAGAUGUCCAGCGCGCGCAAAACGAACGCCGCUGAGGACCCGGCUCUGCGCGAGCUGCAGCGCGUCGCGGAUGUCUUGGCUGUCGAAGAGGUCCACGCGCCACGAGUAGCCAUCCUCCGCAGUCGAUCGUAUAUGCCCGGGUACUGGGAAAGCAGACUCAAGUGGGAGUGGCAGAUCCGCAUGGUUGGAGGGGGCGGUUGCUGGAUGGAGGACGAGGAGCAUGAGUGUGUUUGGAAGGACUUCCACGAUGAAGAUUCGCAGAAGAAGGGGAAGAAAGGAAAGACGAAGGUCAGUAUCAGGGAGAGGCUGGAAGGGAGCUCCGACAGCAGUGGGGUUGAGGGGGAGAGGCAGGGGAAGAAGUGGUGGAAGGUGCUCGCCAAUGGCAUGCCAAAGUUGAACAGAAAGCGCAGCAUACCCUCAUCCUAUCCUAUGGAUUGCUUCCCUAUCGACAUCUGGAACGAAGUCUUUCGGUAUGCAUGCACAGAUGGCGGCCAUACCGGCGCAGCGCUCGCGUUGACGUCCCUAUGCUUCCGAGCAACGUCUGCACCAUUCCGUUUCCAUUCGGUCAAGCUCAGCAGUCUCGCACAGAUUGCAAACCUACUUCUUUGCCAUGAACGCAUACACAGUCGGUCCUCGUCCCGCCUCCGUCCCGGCGACACCUCGCGCAGCCAUACACAACAUAGCCGCGCGGCCCUAGACGCCUCCCACCUGCUGCUCGCCUUCCUUCCCGGGGAGUGCGAUGCCCCAGAGCGUCGGUGGCGUGCCUGGUCAGAAUACUCAAGAGGAAAACGCAAACUGCAGAACGAGUUAUACCAGGACGAGCAGGCCUGGGAGAACUCGAAGGCUGCAUGGGACCGCCAAUUCGAGUACCUCGUUCCGCGCCUCUUCCAGCUUGUCGGGCCGACGCUCGAGACGUUGACUAUCUUGAUGCACUCCGACAUCGUGCUUCCGUAUGUCGGAGGUCACUUCCCCAAGCUUCGCGAGCUGUCUCUGCUCGCGGACGACCGCCUCUUCGUACGCCCGGAGCCGCAGUGGACCACGGCGGUAGGCACUUUCGACCACGAGGAGCUAGCGAGGUUCUGGAACCACGCCAUACAUUCGCCACCGUUCCCCACGCUCACGCACCUCCAUAUCGUAUAUGAGGGCCCGAAGCAGAUUCCUUGGGAGAGAACGCUGCCAUUGUGGGGAAAACUCGCGCCCGAGGUGACGCACAUCAGAGUGUCGCAGGCGAGCAAGCUAAUGCCGGAGGUGCUGGAGGGCAUUGCGACGAAGUCCUUCGCGCAGGUGCAGGCGAAGGCGGAGGCGACGGCGACCGGAUCGCCAGACCACCGGAAACGAGUGUCAUUCCCCAAGCUGCGUCGAGCGAUUGUGCAACCCUUUGUGCUCGAGCCAAUGUAUGAGGAGCUCUGCUACCAGAUCCUUGAGAAGACGGGGUUACGUGACGAAGGCUACAGCAUAGAGUACAAAGGGAGCGCGUGA